Gastrolobium bilobum is the source of this 1482-nucleotide messenger RNA. Its product is annotated as gallate 1-beta-glucosyltransferase 84A24-like. Lineage: Eukaryota; Viridiplantae; Streptophyta; Magnoliopsida; Fabales; Fabaceae. The record is from RefSeq and is a predicted model, not a curated record. Gene Ontology annotation, molecular function: UDP-glycosyltransferase activity. The coding region runs from base 1 to 1482 and encodes 493 amino acids. The transcript has a single exon.
AUGAGCUGCGAUUCCGAUGUGGUUCAUGUGUUCCUCGUAUCAUUCCCCGGCCAAGGCCAUGUGAACCCUCUUCUGAGGCUUGGGAAGCGCCUGGCCUCAAAAGGUUUGCUUGUCACCUUUUGCACACCCGAAAGCUGGGCCAAACACAUGAGAAAGGCAAGCCACAUCUCCGACGAGCCAGCCCCGAUCGGCGACGGGUUCAUGAGGUUCGAAUCGUUCGAAGAUGGGUGGGAUGAGGAUGAGCCGAGGCGUAAUGACUUGGAUGAAUAUCUGCCUCAACUGGAGUUAGUUGGAAAGGAAGUCCUCCCUCUCAUGAUCAACAAGCAUGCCCAACAAGGCCGACCCGUCUCGUGUCUCAUCAACAACCCUUUCAUUCCUUGGGUUUCCGACGUGGCAGAAGCCCUCGGCCUCCCUUUCGCCAUGCUUUGGGUUCAAUCCUGUGCUUGCCUCUCUGCAUACUAUCAUUACUACCACAAAUUAGUCCCUUUCCCAUCCCAAGCUGACCCCGAAAUCGAUGUUCAUCUCCCUUGUAUGCCUCCUUUGAGAUACGAUGAAAUCCCGAGCUUCUUGUAUCCAACCACUCCCUGCCCCUUCUUGAGAAGGGCAAUCAUAGCACAGUUCAGCAACUUGGAUAAAUCUUUUUGUAUUUUGAUGGACGCAUUUCAUGAGCUGGAGCAAGACAACGUUGACUACAUGUCCAAGAUUUGCCCUAUUAUUAAGACGGUGGGGCCCUUGUUCAAGGCACCGAACACAAACACUUUACGUGGUGAUUUCUUGAUGGCUGAUGACUGCAUCGAUUGGCUUAACUCAAAGCCAACCUCUUCCGUUGUGUAUAUAUCAUUUGGCAGCGUGGUGUACUUGAAACAGGACCAAGUUGAUGAGAUCGCUCAUGGCCUUCUUGAAUCAGGAGUUUCGUUCCUGUGGGUCAUGAAGCCGCCGAAUAAAUAUUCUGGGCAUGACCCACUCGUGCUUCCUGAUGGGUUCAUGGAGAAAGCUGGGAACAAAGGAAAAGUGGUGAAAUGGAGUCCUCAGGAGCAGGUUCUGGGUCACCCCUCUGUGGUUUGCUUUGUGACACACUGUGGGUGGAACUCUUCUAUGGAGGCAAUCACCUCUGGAAUGCCGCUUGUUGCCUUCCCACAGUGGGGAGACCAAGUCACCAACGCCAAGUACUUGGUGGAUGUGUUCGGAGUGGGUGUUAGAAUGUGCAGGGGUGAAGCUGCAAAUGAAUUGAUCACCAGGGAUAAGGUUAAGCGCUGUUUGUUGGAGGCAAUCGCUGGCCCCAAAGCGGAGGAGAUGAAACAGAAUAUGCUCAGGUUGAAGGCGGCAGCAGAAGCGGCGGUGGCCGAAGGUGGUUCUUCUGACCGGAAUAUCCAAGCAUUUGUGGAUGAAGUAAGCAAGAGAAGCAUAGAAAUUAAGAACAAGCAUGCCGUUGCCGUUGCUGUUGCUGUUGCUGCUUCUGUCAACAAGCCACUGGAAUAUUAA